UUCUUGGCAUCUAAGAAGAAGCAAGCAAACAUCCUCUUGGCGCUCGGUCUUUGCGCUCCGCACAGCCUCCCGGGGUGCGGUCGUCUCGCUUUCCGGAAAAUGCAGCCCGCCCCGGGGCGGGACCGGCAGCGCCAGGGUCGGCAGGGCAGGUCAAAUACGUGUUUUGCAGGAGAGUCUGUUGAUACUGCCAGUAAGUGACGUGCCCUCGACCGGGGGAACGAACAAAAGGAAAAGAAAAAAAGGUGGAGAAGAUGGAGGAAGCAGAGGAGGAUGACAUGACACGUGGAGACUUGGGAAACGGACUUGGGAGAAGACCUGGGGGUGUUUACGGAGGGGAAGAUUUACAGAGCACACGUUCGUUUAGAUCGAGGAAGGACUCUGCGAAGGUUUGCACUUCUCUCUUGCCAAUAAAGAGAGUGGAAGAGAGUGAUGCUGCAGCUCUUCCUGGUUCCAAACGGAACAGUUUUUACGAUGGAACAUCCAAAAAGCCAAUUGCUGGUUCCAUGAGACAGAAUAGCUGCGAGUCUAAUACUGAACUAUCAAAAGAAGAACUGAAGCAGCAACUUCAAGAAGCUCUAGAGGAAGUUGAAAUUUUGAAAGUUGAACUUGAAGCAUCACAAAGACAGCUGGAAGGAAAAGAUGAAGCCUUAAGAAUUCUGCAGAGCAUGACAGUAUUUAAUAAAGCCACUAGCCAUACAAAAGCAAUGCUUCAAAAAACUGAGGAAGAAAAAAGAACUUUAGAAAAGGAAAUAAGUUUUUUGCAAUGGGAAAUUGAAUUUGACCAGGAUAGAUUUAAAAAUAUAGAAGAUGCAUGGACAGAAAAAUAUGACAGGAUAUAUUGUGAAAAUUCAGCUCUUAAGGAAGCACUGAAACUGAGAACAGAAGAAGUUAAAACUCUUCAAGCUGAAAAUGCAAUCCUGAAUCAGCAGUGCUUGGAAUUCCUUGCAAUGCUAGAUGCGAAGCAGCAGAAGAUUAUUCAGGAAAACAUGUCCUUGAAUAAAAGUGACAUUACAGAUUUUACAAGUCUUGAACUGGCAAUUCUUGGAGCCUGCACCUGCAAUACUUCUGGAGGGCAACCUUGUCCUUGUGCUAAAAUGGCAGCUGUAACUCGAAAGCAACUUCUUCAUCUCAAGCAAGAGAUUGAAAAUCUGAAGAAGAGUAAAGAUGAAGCUUAUAUAAUGGCAGAUGCCUUCAGAAUUGCAUUUGAGCAGCAAUUAAUGCAGAGGAAGGACCAAGCCCUGAGGCUUGCAGAAGUGAUAAAGAUUAAGAAGGAAACAAAAUUUAUAAACUGGAGACGCCUGAAAGAUGAUGGACAUGUCAAGUUACAAGGGAACAAGAACAGUCUAGGGCGAAAAUUAUCUGGCCUGCUUUCCUCAGAUGGGGACUGUCGGAAAGUUGAACAGCUAGACAAUCCUCAUGAAAUCCUGAAGAUACUAAUAGAUUUGGUAAAUGACAAAGAGGAGGCUCUCGCUCAUCAGAGGAAGGUUAGUUACAUGCUGGCUCGUGCAAUGGAGACAAAAGAGGAUGUUUUGGAACAGGAUAGAGGAAAUGGUGUGCUGGGGAGUCAUCUGUGCAAAGCUGAGGGGCCAUGUUGCCAGAAACUCAGUUCCCAAAACAGUAUUUCUUCAGUACCUAGGGCAAAAAUAUUUGAAUAUCCCAUAAAAAUCCUUCGAAAAUCACACUCCUGGCCAUCUGAGACAAUGCACUGCAAAGAAAAUAAUCCACAUGAACAAGGAGAUGAAACUGUUGUGAUCUCCCUAUAGCCAUCUACUGGAAUAAAGUUAUUUUAAAAAAAAAAAGAAA
This is a messenger RNA of Pogoniulus pusillus (Red-fronted tinkerbird), 1803 nucleotides long. RefSeq names its product coiled-coil domain containing 125 (gene CCDC125). NCBI's taxonomy places the organism in Eukaryota, Metazoa, Chordata, Aves, Piciformes, Lybiidae. The coding region runs from base 252 to 1763 and encodes 503 amino acids. Gene Ontology annotation, biological process: negative regulation of cell motility; negative regulation of Rho protein signal transduction. The record is from RefSeq and is a predicted model, not a curated record. The transcript has 12 exons. Gene Ontology annotation, cellular component: cytoplasm.